Spirometra erinaceieuropaei is the source of this 21391-nucleotide messenger RNA. The record is from the annotation of a GenBank genome assembly. Lineage: Eukaryota; Metazoa; Platyhelminthes; Cestoda; Diphyllobothriidea; Diphyllobothriidae.
AUGUUUACCAACGACGGCUUCUAUCUGGAGCCCAGGCAGCAUGAAGAUCUCUCAUUCUCCAAAAUCUCGGACGAACAGGGGGGUGAUUUAAGAGGCUGCCCGGUCAGAAGUGAGCAGUUGCCGCAUGGGACGUACCAGUGCCUCCACAGUGAUCCCACUGAUUACCCACCAGCGGCCACCCAACCGACGUCCCUUCUGCCGGUCUACAUGCCCACCGGAGACGCAGCAGUCCUGCCAACGUCUACGCCCUAUCCCACCGACUGGAACUUCGACAAGGCGGUGGGCGGAUCCUGCACAAAUGUGCCCCGGACUUGGAGCCAGACUGGUGCCGUCUGCUCCGACUGCGUCGGAAGCAGUAACCAUGACUACCUGUCAACAGACAUGACUCAGGGCUGCGGCUACCUUCGGGGAUUUCUGGACUAUUCCCGUCAUUCUACUCCCGACCAGGUCACGUGGCCUGACCUGUCACAGGUUCCAUUCCAACCAUCUCCGGCACUGCUACAACAACAACAGCAGCAACAGUUAGUCGGCAAUGCGGACACAGUAGUUCUCCCGCAGGGACCCAGCAAGCCCUCCACGGGCACACGAACGGGCAAAACGGCCUUCCCCUUCACCGUGGGCGGCAGUGAGCUCAUGCUCUGCCCGGGGUUCCCUCAGGCCUGUGUGGGAGAAUACCAGGGUGAUGCGGAGACUAAGCCGCCCUUCUCUUACAUCACACUCAUUGCCUCAGCUAUAAUGUCGGCCAAGGACCAGCGAGCCACUCUGAGUGAGAUUUACGCCUGGAUUAUGCUGCAUUUUGCCUACUACCGUCGAAAUAUCCGUCGGUGAGUUGUGUUCACGCUGCUUUGUUUAUCCGAACCGGUGCGGCACCUUUUUAGUUCUGCAACCGCAAAUGUGCAUACCGAUAAAGUUCGCUGAGGUAAAAUAAAACAGAUGGUGCUACUGAGUGGAAAUCAGCCUGUUUUAGCUUAGCGGCUCUAUCAAGAGCUGAUGGUCAGUCCGGCUUGAAUAUUGAUUCAUCGGGUCUUCAAUGUCGGAGUUUUGGAAGCUGAAAGGACAGUCAGGUCAUUCGAAUGACCAUUAGGUCUAUUUCUCCUGCAACAGGGAACCGGAGACACCUCAACUGAAGUCUGCCCACCAGAGUUUCAGUUCUAUUGGAGAGCGUUUACGCUGAAAAGCUCACAAACAUACUCUAAGCCUUAUUCUUGAGUGUGGGCGCCUUUGAGUGGACGGAAUUGCUAGGUUGAAGUGGCGUUUUCAGGAGACCCGCUUUCAAACUAAUUCCAACUUGCUUUCCUGCGUUAUUACAGUGAGUGACCAAUCACAUGAAAUGUUGGCUGAAAUUCUGAAAUGCGUUUUCAAUUAGGAAGGAUUACUUGGGCGCGGUUGUAAUACCGACUAUCUUGCGGCAUAAUUCUAUAAUAUUUCGGACUUGGCAGGAUGUCAGCUUUUGAAUACACUGCUUUUCAAUCUCCUCUAGAAACCGUAUUCGGUAAAAAUGACUACUUAAGCAGCAUGCGUUUUUCCCAUUGAUUUUCCAUGGCCUUGCAAAUUCAAAUAUAUCUUAUAGAAACCACAAACAAGGUUAUGCUUUCUUUUAGUCAAUCAAUAGAGAGUCACGUCGUCUUUAUAUUUUAUACUUAAGGAAGGAGUAUAGUAAGGUUUUAGAAAAGUUUUCAAAUUGCCGAAUAAUAUGGGGCCUGAUCAUUCGUUGCAUUAGCGCUUAGUGAUUUCAGUCUACAAGGUGCAUGCGUUCCGCGGAAAGAAAAUCACAUGUUUUUCUAUGCCAUUAAAAAGAUAUUAUACAGAGUCCAUGAAAUUUUGCAAUGGAUGCGGCCUAUGUUGCACAUUUCAUGAGGAGCAGUGGUAAACGGUCAGGUACGAUGCUAUGUGAAUGGACAUUGCGCGGUCUUAAAAAAUCUCAUAAUUAGGAACAUUUUCAAAACCUAAUUAUACCCCUUCCUUGAGCAUAUAAUAUAAAGAAGACGUGAGUCCUUAUUAAUUGACUUAAAAAAAUUAUAUUUUUGUUUACGGCUUCUUCAAAAUAAAUUUGAAUUUGCAAGACCAUCGAAAGUCAAUGGGAAUGAUGAAUGCAGCGUAAGUAGUUAUUCUUUACCGAGUACGACUGAAAAGCAGUGUAUUCAAAAGACGACAUCCUACCGAGUCCGAAACGUGAUAAGAAUAUGCCGCAAGAUAAUCAGUAUAAUAAACGCGACCAAGUAAUCCUUCCUAGUCGAAAACACAUUUCAGAAUUUCAGCCAACAUUUCAUGAGAUCGGUCACUAACUUUACGUUAAUAUUUUACAGCAAAAUGGCAUCUUCGCUAGUAUUUACUUGCUUGAAAAGUGGGCCUCAUGUUUUACUGUUCAUAACUAUCCGUCAAGAAAUUUCGCACCUGUCUUAAACACCAGAAAAACCUCAGAUGUUCCAUCAGUUCUUGAGAAGGGAUUGACAAUUUCAGGUCCUCGUAGAAAUUCCGUCUACGCCGUGUGUAGCUUUUCUGAAACUUUACCUCAAUUAUCUUUCAGCAGUAUGAGCAGAAAAUAUUGAUAGCAUGUACUGGCGCAGAUCAGAAUCGCAUUGUAUGCUUCUAAGGAAUGACCAAAAAACGUUGGGAGAUUCCGUACAAUCAAGAAGCGUUCUAAGGCCAUCAGAAUUCUUUCCAUUGAGCAGAAUCCACAAAAAGAGUGCGAUAUCCCGUGAAAUAAUUGCAAAAGAUUACUUCUUGUGAAUUCUUUCUGGGAGCAUGAUUGACUUUGUGAAAGCCGUGCAGAGUGAUGAAGCGAUCUGGGCCAUUUGGGUAAAUAUUUUUCUUCCAAAAGUCGUGGUGACGAUUCUUUAAACCAGAGAGGGACAAGUUAUCGCGUAUGAUUUAGAUGGGGAUUAGAUUCCGUGCCAGUCCUCCCUGCAACGUCACACACGUAGAGUUUUCAACCGAGGCGGAGUAUUUAAAAAAUGCAGAAGACUUUUCCUGUUGUUACGAACGGCCGCGUCCAUCGCGUACUCCACGGAGCGGGUGCAGCAGCGGUGACGUGCGAACGAACUAGUUUACAGCUUGGCAGACUUGCACAGCAUCUAUUGCACUCAUACACCACUCACCUGGACCCGGUGCCAGGAAAGAUCCAAGAGCAUCGGAGGCGGGGUCGGACACGAUGGCUGACAGAGCCAAACAACCCGUCUACGCGUGCCACACACACUCGGAUGAAAUCCCUAAAAUACGGCAGUUCGACCGUGGCAAGCGAUGUCAUCCACCGUGUGCCCCACGGAAUGCGCGCAACACCAAUAACUUGUAUGUGAAUUAUGCUAUAAUGAGGGAGAUUUGCACGAUGUCUACGACAGUCCAGCCUCCAUCACCCCCUUCCACUGAUGGCAGACAAUGUCAAAACGACCGCAGAUGGGCUCGGGCCCGGCUAAACAGUCCAAUUUUUUAUUAUUGAGUAAUGUGUUGAUGCGUCGUGGCGAUGGAUUCCCCAGCGAUAAUCUCUCCCACGCAGCGGUCGGUUGCGCUGGCUGAACACCUACUGUAAGACCAAAAUGCGGUCAGAAAGCGCGACUGCCCUAAACCAUGUUAAUGAGACAGAAUAUAUGAGGACCGUCUAUGCAGGAAAUGAGUAAGAACGAAAUUUUAGGGUCCAUUCUGUCUUUUUUUAUUCCUGCUCGUUUCUGCUUAUUGCAUAUUGUUGCAUAAGAGAAGGAGGGAAACGUUUUUCAUACAGCACCCGAAGAGGGCUUUGAAAGACCGUAUACAACCAGUUGCUGCUGAUGCCACUUAGUUAGGGCACCUACAGUCAGCGACCAAUCAAAAUCCUGAAAUGCGUUCCCGACCAGAAUAAAUUACUCAGGCGCGGUGGUAACACUGAUCAAUGUGCAUUACAGGGGCAGGACACUUCGGUGAAGCCAGGAUGUCGAUUUUUAAUGAUACAUUUCGCCCAUCGCAUGCACAAACCCCACUUGAUAAGAAAUGACUGCUUACUUAGUAUGUAUUUUCGCACUGAUUUCCAUGCUCUUAUAAAGUGAAAUACGUCUUAUAGAGAACAUAUUCAAAAUUGUGCAAUGAUUUACCGUACUGACAACACAGGUAUUAGCUAAAAGCCCAGACACGCGUGUUUCGCCGAUCUUGUGCCGCUGCCUGACGCAGCUGCGAGGGGUUCGGCUCGUCAGUGGGUCCCCCAGCUUUCCCCGUGUGUUUUCUGGUAUGUGAACUCCAGUUUCAACUUGCCUUGUUAAAUUUCCGAGGAAAUUAAUGCGCGAACCUGAAGUAAAUCUUUCGAAACGGGCCUUUUCAAGCUUCCGAUUUGAAAAGAUCACUUAAGGAGGGCUGAAGAUUAAUUUUAUUGUCGCACAAAAUUGCAGUCACAAGAGGAUACCGGCUUUUGACGUAACCUCUUUUAGGCCAUCUGCGAAAACUAUACUUCGAAAAUAAUGAUCACUUGUGUAGUAUACAAUUUUCUCUUUGAUUCUCAAAGUCCUUAUAAAUUCAAUUACAAUGUAUAAAGAGCGUGCAGCGGAAUGUGCUUUCGUGCUCAUUUAGUAGCUAAUUACGUCAUUUCAAAAUUUGUACUUCAAUAAAGGGUGCCUUUUGGCUAUAAAAACGUUUCGUACUAUGAGAUUUUUUUGAAGACCGUGAAACGUCUAUCCAUAGAGCAUCCCAUCAACAUGUUUACUGAUGCUACUUAUACGGUAAACAACCUGGUCUACAUCCAUUGCACAUUUUUACAAAUGCUAUAUGACAUCUUCCUAGCAACAUAAAGAAAUGCGUGCUAUCCCUUUAAUGGCAGAAGAGCGUAGGAUUUUCUAUACACGAAGAGUGUACAACUUAUAAAGUGGAAGGGGAAGGUCAGUACACCCGUUAGUAGCCUAGGGGCCAGUAAACCACGACUCAAGAAGUUCGCGACUCACGUGAUUGUCACUCCCAGCGAAAAUUUCGACCUCGUUAAAUUUAAAUGUGUGACUGGAUCUCAUAGAAUGAGUCGCAGAUUGAGAGCUAGCGUCAUUUCUCCGUACUGCUGCCGCGUGUUCGCUAUUCGCAUUCGGAAUAGUCUUUCAGUCUCUUCGACGUGGGCGCUUUGUGCGCAACUGCACCAGGUUUAAAAAAAUCAUAAUUAUAAACUUCAAAAGACGAUCUGGCGAGCUUGCGUAAGCAUUCGACAAAUUCUCAUCAGGCCUAUACAUUAAUAUUACUAUCGAAAUGACUAAAAGCAAAAUACGGGCAAGCGGAAAAAUAGUUUCGAUACAGUUUUGUAUGAGCUGUAUUUCAGUUUAUAAGAGCAUGGCAAAUCAGUGCGAAAAUGCAUACUAACUAAGCAGUCAUUUCUUAUCAAGUGUGAUUUGUACAGGUGGUCGGUAAAGAGCACAUUUAAAAGCCCACAUCAUGGAAUGACUGAAAUAUCUUGAGCUUGUUUUGCUCGCUAAUCAAUAUUACCAUCACACCUAAGUAAGAGUUCUUAAUUGAAAAUGCGGUUCAGAAACUCGACAAACAUUUCAGGGGAGCACGCUUCCCCAGGAAUUGGACUUCCUUGUGACGUAAAUGUGGACAGACAGUGGACCAGCUGACAAGUUGGACUGGUUUUUUAAUACAAAAUUAAAGUCUACUCCUCAGCAUUGUCCACCUGGAGAGGGGCGUUUUAGUAAAAACAAAAUCUGCCAUUUGGCAGGUGUACAACAAAGGGGGGAAAUAUCCACGCGGCGAUCUAAACGCUUUUAGCCCAGUGAGCACAGCUUCGUGCUUAAAAGAAAUGAAGAGGCAGGCUCACCACAAGUAACAUGCGUAAUCGGUCCCAACUGGUUGAGUUUUUUUUUAACGUGCACAGUUGCACAUGAAGGAUGAUGGUGGACUUGUUGUCAUAGCUUCGAAGGGAGACGGAGGGAACAUUUCAUAGCUGGAAACUUUUGGAUAUUUUUAAGCACUCCCAGAUCGUAUGACGUUUGCCUGGUGUCCACGACAAGAUGGGCUAAAUGGGUACAGACGAUUGGUAGGUAGUACAGCAGAUUGCAUGAAAUGUUAACCAAAAUUCUGGAAUAUGUUCUUGAUUUGAAGAGAUUACUCAUAUAGGGUUGCGCUACGAAUCAUCCAACAGCCUAAUCGCAAGAAAUUUCAGCCGCAGCAUGAUGCCGGCUCUUAAAUGACUCUCUCUUUGGCCAUCUGCGAAAACUACACUCUUUAAUAAGUAACUACUUAUGUAGUAUGACAUUUUCCCAUUGAUUUUCAAUGUCUUUAUAAAUUCAACUAUUUUUUAUAAAAAACUUGUACACUUGUUCACUUAGGGUUUCCAAACUACAGGCCGAAUACAUUCCUUCGAAGGAAUAGCACACAUUUCUUUAUGUUGCUAGGAAGAUGUCAUAUAGCAUUAGUAAAAAUGUGCUCUAUGGAUAGAGGUUUCACGGUCUGCAAAAAAUCUCAUAGUAAGAGUUUUUUUAAAAGCCAAAAUGAACUCUUUAUUUGAGAAUAAGUUUUGAAAAGGGCGUUGUUAGCUGCUAAAUGAGCACAAAAGCACAUUUUGUUGCACUUUCUCUUCGCUCAUCUGCGAACACUUCACUGCUUAAAAAUUAACUACUUAAAUGGUAUGAAAUGUUCCCCUUUAUUUUCGAUGUCCUUAUAAAUUCGACUAUAUUUUAUGGAAACCUUGUACAAAAAAUAGUUUUUCUUGUAAUCAUUUAUUAGAAAAGAACGUCUUCUUUAAAAUUUUGCACUUGGAGAGAGAGAGAGUAUCUUUUGGUUUUUACCAGCUUUUCCAGUUUGUGGCACACUUGCCGAUACACGUUCACUUAGGGUUUCCAAACUAUAUGCUGUAUACAUUUCUUCAAAGGAAUAGCACACAGUUCUUUAUGUUGCUAGGAAGAUGUCAUAUAGCAUUCGUGAAAAUGUGCAAUGGAUGUAGAUCAGGUUGUUUACUGUAUAAGUAGCAGCAGUAAACAUGCUGAUGGGAUGCUCUAUGGGUAGACGUUUUAGGGUCUUCAAAAAAUCUCAUAGUAAGAAAAGUUUUUAAAACCAAAAUGCGUCCUUUAUUGGAGUAAAAAUUUUGAAAAUGGCAUAAUUAACUACUGAACGAUCACAAAAGUACACCGUGUUGUACGCUUUCCAUACACUGUAAUUGCAUUUAUAAGGACUUUGAGAAUCAAUGAGAAAAUUGUGUACUACAUAAGUAGUCAUUUUUUCGAAGUAUAGUUUUUGCAGAUGGGGUAAAAGAGGUUAAUUCAAAGGCCGGUAUCCUGCUGUGACGCAAUCUUACGCGGCAAUAUAUGAAAUAUUGCAACCCUACCUAAGUGAUCUUUUCAAAUCGGAAGCACAUUUCAGAAUUUCGGCCAACAUUUCAUGAGGGUCUGCUUUGGAAAUGUCUAUUACUCGGCAUGCGAUCUUAGGCAGGUAUUCAGUUUAAGAAAAUUAUAAGUAAAGUACGGGACAGUCACCUGGGACGAAUGUUUAUUGGAAGGAUGCAGGUACAAACGUAUAUAAUUAGAUUAGUGAAACACUCCAGGGUACCCAACGGAAGGAGUUGUAUAAUUUAGAAUAAAUGUACAGUAGUGGUCUAACUCAUGAAAUGUCAACAGAAAUUCCGAAAGGCGUUUUCGUUUCAAAAAGAUUAAUUAAGUAGAGUCGUUAAACAUAUCAUCGUGAAGCAUAAUUUUAAAAUAUUUCAGUUACUGCAGGAUGCCGGCCUUCGAACAAUCUCUAUUCCAGCUGCAUUCAAGGACCAUACUCCGUAAAAAAUGAUUACUUAAGUAGCAUGGAUUUUUUUUCAUUGAUUUUCGAUUCCUUUAAAGAGUAAAUUAUAUUUCAUGGAAAACACGCAUAUAAAUAUUCAUUGUUUUUCUCAUUCAGUAGAAAGUUAUGUCUUCUUUCGAAGGAAGGGUAUAAUUCGGCUUUUAAAAAGUUUAUAAUUUUAAGAUUUUUUGAUACCGUGAAAUGGCCCUUCUUAAAACGCCAUGUCUCUGCAUUUACCAAUGUGGUUUGUAAAAUUAAUAAUGUGGCUCAAAUCUACCACUUAAUUUUAUGAACUCAAUAUGGUCUCCUCUUAAUACCGUAGAGAAAUGUAUGGUUUUCCAUACGCGGAAAUCUUGCAGCUUGGGAACCCUGAAUGCAAGCGCAACGGCAGGUCUGGUUCAAAAUUAUUCGGGAAUUGUAAAAGUUUUAUAAAACCAAAUUAUACCAUUCCUUCGAAUAAAAAAUUGAAAGAAGACGUAAUUUUCUAUUAAAUGAGCAAAAGAAUGAAUAUUUUUGUGCAUGUUUUCUAUGAAAUAAAAUGGAAUCUUUAAAGGAGUCGAAACUCAAUGAAAAAAUGCAUGCUAAUUAAGUAGUCAUUUUGUACGGAAUAUGGUCUUUAGAUGCACCCGAAAAAAGUUUUUUCAAAAGCUGGCCUCCUGCAGCAAUUGAUUUAUUUUCGAAGUAUGCUGAACGAUAAUUGGUUUUACAACCCUACUUAAUGAAGCAUUUCGAAACGAAAACGCAUUUCAGAACUUCUGUUGAGAUUUCAUGAGCUAGCCCACUUACUGUAUGUACAGAUGGUCAAGUGUAUGACUUGUUUUGAAAGUAUUUAUCUUGGUAGAUCAAAAAGCACGAAGGAUUUGUUAACAGAAGUGAAGAGGCGAGCUUCAGAAAGUAUACAAGGAGAAUAAGACAAAAUCGCUGGAACAAGUGCUUUAUUAGCCUGACGUUUCGGGUUCUCACUCGAAUCCAUCAUCAGAGACAGAGUCCCAAAGGGUAAUGGAUUACCCAGAUGUUGCAAUAUUUAUAGGAUUUAAUUGCUAGGCCGCUACAUGCCUACCACAGUUGGCAGCUCCCGAGUUCAUCACAGCUCGACUGGCCAGGCGAUGAAUUAUGCGGUUGUUAUGCGCUUGUGUGCUAGUCAAAAUUAUCGGCUCCCACGCUGAUCACACGCAGACGAGUUGCUGACUGUCGGAUUUCGUCAUCUGUGUGGACUCUUGGACAAUUUGGCUCGCCGAAAUUGAACCAGGAACAGUGUUCGUCUGCCCGCUUUCCUAGGGGUUUACUACUUUGACCAGGUAAAGUCUCAGCACCGAAUAUGGAGAGGGAAGUUCAUUGCGUUCGUUGAUUGAUUGAUGACCGAAAACCAGGACUCGAGCAGUUCACGCCUCACGCGGUUGUAGCCUCUAGCAAGAAUUUCUGUUUCGUGAAACUUGGAUAUGUGGUUGGGCCGCGACUUGGGAUUUGGCGUCGUUCCUCCUCACUGCUGCCGCGUGCUCGGCAAACCGCGUCCGGUUUAGUCUUCCGGUUUCUCCGACAUAGUUGCUUUGCCCACAACUGCACCGGAUCCGGUUAACAAUUCCAGAUGUUUCCCGUCGUAGUAGUGGGUCUUUCGACCUCAUAAUCUGGCGCCUUAUGGUUGCCUCCGGUGUGUGUGUGUGGCAGUUGCCAACUGUGAUAGGCAUAUAGUGACCUAGAAACUACAUCCUAUAAAUAUUGAAACACCUGGACCAUCCACCACCUUUAUCUGACUCUGUCUCUGAUGAUGGAUUCGAGUGAGAAUCCGAAACGUCAGGCUAAUAAAGCACUUGCUCCAGCGAUCGUGUCUCCUGUUCUGCGACACGGAGGUGUCUAUACGACUAUACCGAAAAGGACAUAUGUAAACUGAGACCAGAUUUGUGUGAGUCUUCCAGCCCCGAAUUUCCUACAAAAGUCGAUUAAAGCAAAGACGGAUCUUUCGUUUCUGCUUGGCUAUUAUACUAUUUCUGGUCAGGAGGCGGCCGGGAUGGAGGACGCGCUUUACGUGUGUUCUCAAGGUCGUAUCUGGCGGCAUGUUUAACACUCGGUGCGGUGGGUGCCUGUUGUAUAAAUUUUUCGAGUGGAGGUCAAUGAGGAAGGGGUAGAGGGGUGGGUAGGCGGGAGGCGGAGGAGGACUUUGGAAGUGUUAGUUUUUAAAUUGUCGCACUCAGAGCAUAGCAGGCACCAAGGCUCCAGGGAUCAGGGUGCAGAGACAUGCGGCCAAACAGUCCCGAGCCCCAGCCACUGAGGUCAAUAAGGGGGAAGAUGGCUGCAUGCCAAUUCGGUCAAAUUUUGAAUAACUUAGCGCACAUUGUCUGAAAAUGAAUGAAAGUCAUGCCAGACUUAGACAAGUUAGCUAGUCCCCAGAUAUUUGGUAGGGUUGCUUUGGUGAUUCGCCCUCCCCCGGCUUCUUGUGGACACACCCAAUCAGAAGAAGCUUCGCGAAACCCACCUGGACGUUUGGACACCAAAUUACCGUGCGACAUUUAUAUAGGUGUCAGUCUGGUCUAAUAAGAAGUGACUAUGACCUUCAGUGUAGUAGUAAAGUCAAACGUGCAGUUUUUUGCGCCAAUAAACGAAGGUUAGAGUGAAACGUAACUUCUGUAGAAUUCCUUGUCAGACGAGUGACGCGUAUAAACCAAAACAGAUUUCGAUGUAUAUACGGUACUAUUGAUAGAAUAAGGUAAUAAUGCAAAAGGUACAAACCUUAACAAUGGAUACCCUAGACAAAGAAUUCUUUUGUUACUGUUCGAGCAAAUCGAAUUCCCAGCUCAAGGUCAGAAUACAAAAACUAGUUAAUUAAAAGCACGCCGAUCACGCUCGAAAGAGGGUUACAAAAAGGUGGAAGGGGAAUGUCAACAGGGGCAAAAUGUGGAAGCACUUUCGAGGAAGGCGUGGAGAAUUCCAAGCGUUGACCAGCUGGAUACAACAACCCCAAUCUCCUGAAGUAGACCCCCAGAUCUCACUAUAUCCCGUGAACGCAGCAACAUUCGACACCACUCCGAGGCCGUUGUUUAAUGUUGCUCAGGAUGUUUAUAAGAACGGUACCUACAGAACCAACCCCAGCCCCAUAUUAGUCUGCGCACUUACAAACUGGGCACUUCCUAUUAAACGUUGAAUCGUUUGUGAACUGAAUCUUGGCCAUAUGAUUAAACUCUCUACUAUAUAGUAGAUGUAAAACCCUAUAAUUUGCCGUACAAACUUACUACGUCUUAUUUUUCUGCGGUUUUACGGCGUACGCUGCCACCGAGGAAAUAAAUAAGGUAAGCGCACUUUUGGACGUAUCGUUUUUGUGGCAGACAGUCAAGUGUCGGCAGAACCAUUGAAUUCCAAGGAAAUGAACAUUAUGAACAGAUGCAAUUUUAGAAGUAUCACUUGUGAUGUCCAUAGACGAAUAUAACAUCUACCCAACGAAAGUAAAUGACAAUCAUACAAGCGUGGAUUUCACAGGGGGAAGGGGUUGGUGGUUAUACUUCAGCCUUGUCUAAACUAAUGAGCAAAUGCUUUGAGAUUAAAGAAAAGGAACAGGCAAACUGCACGAGUGACGAGAAUUACCCUCUAGGAGAGGGCAAGUUUAUUAGCAUCUAGUUAGAAUAUCCGGUGGCUCGUUCAGCAUGCUUAACCGGAACCGUCGCCAUCUGGCACAACGGCAUCUCGAAGCAAACAAGUUUCGUAUGGAUGAUAGGGGUCACGAACAGGCAACCACCUACUAGGCCGAAGUCGGUCAAGCUAUGAUGGCAGAGGGGAGACAACAGAGUCUGGGGGAUAGCACUGUUUCGGGCUUGUUUGCCUUCAUUCAGCCAAUCGUAACCCUGACCAGCUACUGUGGUUUAGCCAGUUUGAAUUUGCCUUUAAGGAUUUUGUAUGUGGCAUUUAGAUCGAUAUGCCGAAUAAUGCGUGCCUCAUCUGAGCAUAUUGCUUCCAGGAAUUCGCGGCCCUCAUUGAGCAGGAGUCAACAAUGCGAGUGUUCUCCCAUGCAAAUUGGUGUCCAAUGUGUGCAUAGCAACCUGGGAUAUAUGGCUGCGUCUCUUCACCGCUAACUGAUGUUUGUUUAUACGGGUUGGGACGGAUUUUCCAGUUUGGCCAUAAUAGACGGCAUUGCAGCUGGAACACGGGAUUUUGUAGACAACACCUUUUCUUUCGAGGGAGCCAACCCUGUCCUUAGGGUGCACAAGCUGUGUGCGUAAGGUAGUUGCCGGUUGGUGUGCUACAUGUAUCUGAUGUUUUUUAGUUUUCUUUCGACUAGUUCAGAUGCAUUUUUCACACAUGGAGAGUUCGCCAGAUGGUUAGUUUUGGUGUCCGAGUGGCCGUAGCAUUUAAAAUACCUUUUUCCUUGAAUUGCUGGUGCUCACGCAUUGACGUAUAAAGUCAUUCGGGUGCCCAUUUUGGGAAAAUAGUUUGUAGGAGUAUUUCUCUCAUGCUUGAUAAUUUGUUUCGUCAGAGCAAUGAGUUUGCGCUCGAUUUAAAAGGCUGUAGACUGUACUUUGUCUGUGAGAGACAGCGUGGUUACUCUCAAAAUGUAGGAUGACCUCUGACUAUGCCUCUUUGCGAUAAACUGAUGUGUGGAGUGAUCCAUCAAUUUUUCGACGUACAAGGACAUUCGGGUCGCAAAUCUAUCAGGUUACGUAUAGAGCGUUGAAUUGUACUUACCGUUCACUGUCCAAAGAACGUGGGUUCGGACCCGGGUUCCCCAUAUUUUGAGGUUGCGUAUUACUGGUUGGCGACAACUGAUAAGCCAGAAAUGGUCAUUCCACUUCCCUUUGUGUCUGUCUGCGCCGCUUUCCCUCUGGGAAAGAUUCUGUGCUGUGGUAUGUUAUUACCGACAAAGACAAGGGAGACUGGAAUGGCCAUUUCUGGCUUAUUAGCCGUCGUCAGCCAGUCAUACCCAACCCCGAAGUGUGGGACACUCGAGGCUCGAACUCGCAACCUGUUUGUUAGAAGUCCACGCCUCUAACCACUGGACCACGAGCCGUUGCCAUGUCGGUCUUCGAUCGGGAAUAUACAACGGUAGGGGGUGCUCACCGAUCGUUCUUACGGAACUCACUCGUUCGAGCCUCGGCUGUUCCACACUUUGGGGUUGGAUAUGACUGGCUGACGACGGCUAACAAGUCAGAAGUUACCAUUCCAGUCUCCCUUAUCUUUGUCGGUAAUGCCAUUCUGUCUAUAUCAUGCGCCGCUGUGCGGCUGCUGGUUGGGCCCGAAAGAGAGCCCGUAAGGCAAAACGGAACGAGUGAGUUCCAUAAAAACGAUCUGUGAGCGCCCCCUACCAUUCUGUACUGUGUAAAUUUUCUACAUUUAUCCCCAGUGUUUUCUUCACACGCAAAGCAAAUGUACCAAAACUGCUGGCAUUGUAGGUGCAAUUGGUUAGUUGUUUGAAUCGUUUUCUUGAAAUGGGUGCCUUAGAGAUUUUUCAUAAGAAAGCGAGCGUCGGAAAGAAAGCAAAUAGGUCGUUCUGGUCAGGGCUUCGAAGCAAAUACGUGGCGAACUCUCUCUAUUACACUAAGAAUUUGAAUGAACUCGCUGGAGGGCACCUGAGGAGAUACCAGAUAUAGGUGGCACACAAACCACUUACACACUUAGCUGGCACACCCUAAUGGUAGGGUUGGCUACCUGAAUAGGAGGGAAAUAGUAUACAGUAUCCUAUGUGAGAACUGCGAUACAGUUUACUAUGGUCACACUGGAAGAUCUGCCUCUACACGUAUUCACGAACACCAGUUGGCAGUAAAGAGGUGAGACCACCUGCCCUAAUUGACCAUGCCUACCGGGCGCAUCUUCGUUUGGGACAAAACUUGCAUCGUCGCUGUCUGUCCUUUCAAGAAUGGCCGAGAGUUUCCGGGGGGGGGGGCAUGUACUGGGAUAAAUCAUGCCUCAGCCGGCAUAUCGCGUUGGGUGCUGCGUACAAAAAUCACAAGGAGAAACGGGAGAGGCGAGGGCCAGUCAGAACAGGGUGAUGCACAGGGCGGCCGCACACAAACACCAAGCGAGUGUCGAUUUUUUAAAGUGCACUUUCAAUGCAAACUGUUUUUUGGCGCAUUUGCUCUGUGCAUGACCACGACCUGGGAAAGCGGCGUCGAAAAUUCAUACGAUAAAGUUCCUUUUCCCAGUGAACAGAGUUGACUUCAACUUAUAUUACUUGGGGUGCCUACCGUCCAAAAAUACGCAUUUAACGCUGAAUGAGUGUCUUUGUCCUUUUCUGACUGACUCUUGAUUGGGAUUGCAAGAUGAAACUCGACGCCCCUAUUCUGUCUUAUAAUUUAGUCGAAUUGACGAAUGUCACUCUCAUACGGAUGUGACUAGCCCCGAUCGCAGUCGACAGAAGUUAGGUCUGGGACUCAAACUUCACAACUAACUGAAUUUCGGUUCAAACUUUGUGCUCUUUCGGCCGGCGUUUGGGCAUGCCUUACCGACGGUGGCAAACAGACCAUCAAUGACCUCUCAGAUCUACCUUGUCUCUUCUGGUUAUAUUCACCGAAUUUCGUGACCUCAAGUUUCAUAUCAUCCUCAAGGGCGGAACUAAGAAAGGCCUCAUUAAUUUCACCUACACUUUAACUAGGCUUGUUUCGAAUAUGAUUUUUACUGACGGACUAGAUACUAGGAUCAGCAUGCAAGAGGUCAUGUUGAGAAGGCUGCCAUGCCUUGAGCUUGCAGCUGACGCUUUGAAAAUUCACUCACAUUAAUAACAGGGGCAUACCUUAGUUUCAUGUAUGUAAAAAGUAGACAACAUCUGGGCAUCUCUGAAAAGCGUAUUUACUGAAUUCCUCGACUGGCAAACAUGCCAUUGAUAUAACCACAAAGUGCUCUUAAAAACGUUUCUGUUAGGUCAAAAUAAUUGAUCAGUUUAAGCAAUGGCAAAAUUGCCUGAACCAAAAUUCUUGCAGUUAUUUUGUAAUAGAUCACAUACCUGAGUCAGAGAAAUUUCAACAACGCGGUCGAAUGUCACCGAGUAGCGGGCAUUUCGACUCAAAUGGGAUAAUUAGCAACCGUAGGGGGAAGGACCCCAUUUAGCUGUCAGUAGGCUGUGGAUCGUGCUAUAUAGGGUUUUAUUUUGGAAUCCAUUUGCAGGCCGGUGCGGGCAUUACACUGCCAACAACAAUUGCUCCCCAAACCUCAAACAAUUACUCAAAUUCCGUUAUUUUUUGUAAAUUUGCCUUGUGUUUAUUUUUCAAUUAACGCGCUCAUUUCCCUGCCAUAUGACGACGUACGAUAGGACUUUCGGCAGAAAUCUCAACAAUUUCUGUGUUUUCUUGCAUUUCCUCGGUCUACUGUUUGGCGUGUUGUCUUACCCGUAAAAUCCCCACUACCAUCAUUCACGUUUGACACGAUCCACAGUCUGUCGAGAUUUAAGUGGGGUUCAUCACCGGACCGUUGCCCACCGGCGAUUUCAGUUCAGAUGCAUAUCGGUGGCUUUGGUACCUUUAGGACAGUGGUCACUACUACCUGUUAGUAAAGUUGGAAAUUUGUUUGUUUUCAUUUUUUCGUAUGAACUAGGACCUCCAAUUCCAUAAAGCACAAGGCCACUUCUUUAAGAGCCGGCACGCUUUCAAAGUUAAAUGAAUAAAACUACGCUUAUGACAGGACAGCCGUCGGGGGCACAUUUUUGGGUAGAGUCAAUUUUCUACAUGCCGAACUGUUUGCCUACUAGCGCAGAAAGGGUUGUCAAGCUCAGAUAACUGAUGAAAACUGGUAAUUAUCAUACAAGUCACUGAAAUAUGAUUUUUUGAGAAAACGCAUCCAGGGUGGCUGGGUAAGGCCAGUACGGCCAACUGCAUAAAUAAAGUCAAGAUGCCAUGCCACGAUUUGAACUCGACAUGCGUGAGCUUUUUGGUUCGACUUGUAAUCCACUUCGAUCGCUGAGAAACUUUGUCGGUCACGGGAAUACGGACCUCCCCCCCCUCAGUACUAUAGGUGACCUUGUGUUUAAUUCCAGUGAUUCUGAUUCUCGUGUCCUACCUUUAACCUUAACUCCAACAUUCAAUUCACAUAAAAUCUCCCAUCGACAUAAACGAAUUCAGAGCCCUGAACGGGGAAUUUUUCGCCGAUUAGCGACAACCAAAAAUCUGAGACAAAUAGUGUCCAGAGGCUAAGGGCGCAGAUUAUGGGUGCAAAUCAAAAAACUGACGAAUAUUUUCUUGUAUUUCCAACAUUUCUAACAUUCUUUUAUUUUCUGAAAUUUGCAUUUUGUUUAUAUUUUACCUAACGCGCUCAUUUUCGCUGCCACACGAAAGCGUGUGAGAAGGCAUUCGGUAGAAAUCUAAACAAUUUCUGCAUUUUCUUGCACUUCGACAGCUUACUGUCUGACCUGCUGCCCCACCCGUAAAACCCCUAUUACCCCCAUCCCCGUAUGACGCGAUCCACGGUCUACCGACAGUCAAGUGGGGGCUUUCACUCUACUGUUGCCUACUUUAUUGCCUGUGACAUUUCCUCAUCGACUUAGAGGGACCAAGACAGAGAGUCCCAUGACCUAAAACCAUUACUCAAAUUCAGUUAUUUUCGGUAAACUUGCUUUGUGUUUAUUUUUCACUUAACGCGCUCAUUUCCGCUGCCAUAUGAAGACGUACAAUAGGACUUUCGGCAGAAAUCUCAACAAUUUCUGUGUUUUCUUGCAUUUCGUCGGCCUACUGUUUGGCGUGUUGUCAUACCCGUCAAAUCCCCGCUACCAUCAUUCACGUUUGACACGAUCCACAGACUGUCGAGAUUUAAGUGUGGUUCAUCACCCGACCGUUGCCGGAUACUUCAUCGGUCAGUCCUUGCUCGACCCAGUUAUAAGCCUGCUUUUCUCACGAGGAGCUAGAGAGAUCGAAUGCAGGUCGCCAACUUGAGUUGUGACUGUAAGUAAUCAAGGGAACCACCACAGAAACGUCUUUCAUCCAGACUUUACCGAUGUAAGGCAGCUGUUGGAGGGUGUUCUGACGAUGUUUGGUCCUGCAGCCCCACCUGAAUGAGACUCAUACGACUAGCUUUCUAAAACAAAUUUGUAGAAGGGAAUAUGCUGACUUCACAUAUAUCCUGUAUUUGCAUUUUCCUUACCAUUAUAAUCUGGCGAGUGACUGUGCCACUGGGGUAGGAGUGCUUAUACGCCAGUCCCGGUUACUUCCGGUAUCAGUUCACACGUGCUUCCCUGCGCGUGCAUCGAGCCCUGCUUGCGCCCUCUAUAUCAUCUCAAUCUAGCGAGCGGCUAAGUAGAAUUGCUAAUGGAAUUGUUUGGGGGAGGGAGUGUGGAAACCCGUCGGUUCCACUUCCGUGGCCAUGCACUGUGAACUACCCCGCGGUUCCCUCCCGUGGCCCUCCAGUUGUGAUUGCGCCAUCCUCAUCUUACUAAUCCAGCCAGUGGCUGUCGGGGGAAAGCGUGUACAUGCCACCUUCACUGGCUUCCUCUGCGCGUGUUUAGGGCUGUGCUUGCGCUCUCUUUCCCUUCCUAAUCCAGUGAGUAGCUAAUUUAGGUAUGCUAUCUAAUAUUGUUUUAGUAAGCUAACCAUACGGUAUCAAUCAGGUGGGGCUGCAGAACCAAACCUCGCCAGUGUUCCUUACACCUACUUGACAUGCUUAUAUACCUAACUUCAUAAGGCCUAUGACGUACUGAUGAUCGGUAAUGACCGUGAAACAGCUGUUUGCGCCUGGCCUGUUGCACUCUUAAUGAGCUGCCUAUGUAUUAUAUGUGGUUGUGUCCUAUGACACAGUAUUCGCUGUCGCCAGUAGCAAGCUGACGGGCGGACAGAAUGGGAUCGAGUGAGAUCCUAACCACAACAGUGAGUGUCAAACGCCUAUGUAGUUCAGAAAAUGUAGGAAAUGCGGUUCAAAGCGCACCUAGUGAAUGUUGCUCACUGCGGAUUUAUCUCACGAGGAGGACAGCCAGCCUAAAACAUCGGUUAAUUUUUUUGAAAAUAAAUAAAUUUCCACAGGCGGCAAAAGUAAUCUCCUUUGCACCCUAUUUUUGAAGCAGCUCCGCCAAACAUGUUGUUACUUAUUUUGAGCAAAUAUUCGGCUUUUGUCGAAAGCACAUUUUAUAAGUCGACCAACCCUUCUAAACUUGUCACAGAUUCUUUUUUUUCAGAGCAAGGGCACUUGCUAUGUCAACAGUGUUUUAGAAUAUGCAAAGUCCGACGGGAACGGCGUUAGUUGAUUUGACCUGACUUCACGGUGAUAUACGGAUGCUGCAGUCUAUCCUGACAGGGAGGGGGGGGGGUAGGUUAAUUUCGGAGGAUAUCAGACUGCGACGAAAAAUUGAUUUAACAUGACUACUUCCAGUUUCCCCUACCCUCGUCAGUAAUCAUUGUUGGCUAGAUUCAUUUUCCAAAACCACACCCAUCGAUUUCGGCCCGCCACCUGAACGUACUCAGCGACCCUACACAUCUCAGAGCUCCACCAAUCACGUGCUCGCGCAGUGCGUCUGAGCAAAGGCACUUCGUUACAAGAAGGCUUGGGUCCACGCACAUGCAACUCCCCGGCUUACAGUACAGUUUCUUGCAAACUGUCAGCGCGUUCCCGCUUCCUGUCAGCCAACUUGUCAUUACGGUCCAGGCAGCCAUAAACAAAACCGAUUCACACCAGCGUCAGCAGUGAACCCAACGGCAUUGGCCGGUGCCAAAUAAAUUUCGCCUGUCACACAACUGGUCAUACGUGCGCACACGCGCGCGCGCGCUCAGCUACCGACCCUCCCCCCGCGGAAACUGCUAGCCGGGGGCUUUUACUCAACCGCCGGUGGACCGAACGCACACACAAGGAAGAGCAGCCAAAUACGUGCCCUCGUUUGUCUAAAUUGUAUUAUUCCAGCAGAAGCAUUGCAGUGAGUGACCGAUCUCAUGACGUGUUAACUGAAAUUCUGAAAUGGGUUUUCGAUUCGAAAGGAUUACUUGGGUAGGGGAGGCGGUUGUGAUACUGAUUAUCACACGACAUAAUCCCACAUUAUCUCGAACUCGCCAGGGUGUUGGGUUUUGAAUGCACUUCUUUUCGACCUCCUGUUGAAGUCGCACUCGGUAGAAAUGACUACUUAAGUAGUAUGCCCCCACACUGAUAUUCCGUGUUCCUACAGUGCGUGACCUAUCUCAUGAAAUGUUGGCUGAAAUUCUGAAAUGCGUUUUCGAGUAGGAAAGAUUACUUGGUCGCGGUUGUAAUACUGACUAUCUUGCGGCAUACUCUUAUAACAUUUCGGACUUGGCAGGAUGUCGGCUUUUCAAUGCACUUCUUUUCAAUCUCCUGUAGAAAGCGUACUUCGUAAAAAAUGACUACUUAAGUAGCAUGCAUUUUUCCCAUUGAUUUUCGAUGGUUUUGCAAAUUCAAAUAUAUUUUAUAGAAACCAUAAAUAAAAAUAUGCUUUCUUUUAGGCAAUCACUAAAGAAUCAUAUCUUCUUUAUAUUUUAUACUUAAGAAAGAAUUAUAAUCAGGUUUUAAAAAAGUUUCUAAUUAUGAGACUUUUUAAGAUCGCGAAAUGUCCAUUCACAUAGCAUCGUACCUGGACGUUUACCACUGCUUCUCAUGAAAUGUACAACAUGGUCCGCAUCCAUUGCAAAAUUUUAUGGACCCUGUAUGAUAUCUCUUUAAUGACAUAGAAGAAUAUGGGAUUUUCUUUACGCGGAACGCAUGCACCUUGUAGAGUGUAAUCAAUAAGCGCUAACGCAACGAAUGAUCAGGCUCCAAAUUUUUCGGCAAUUAGAAAACUUUUUUAAAACCUUACUAUACUCCUUCCUUAAGUAUAAAGCAUAAAGUAGACGUGAUUCUCUAUUGAUUGACUAAAAGAAAACAUAUUUUUGUUUGUGGUUUCUAUAAAAUAUAUUUGAAUUUGCAAGACCAUCGAAAAUCAAUGGGAAAAAUGCAUGCUACUUAAGUAGUCAUUUUUUACGAAGUACGCUUUCUACAGGAGAUUGAAAAGAAGUGCAUUGAAAAGCCGACAUCCUGCCAAGUCCGAAUUGUUAUAAGAGUAUGCCGCAAGAUAGUCAGUAUUACAACCGUGACCAAGUAACCCUUCCUAAUCGAAAAUGCAUUUCAGAAUUUCAGCUAACAUUUCAUGAGAUAGGUCAUUCACACAAGAUUGUAUAUUGAGGCUAACCGCCAGUCUAUACGUGCGUAGACUAGUUGUUUGAUCGACUCAAGAAACAUUUUGGGGUCAGGCCAUGAUUCCGUCAACAGUAGUGGAUUAAAAGCCAACUGACGAAGGCCCAGACAGAACCAUUUUGAGUCCAUGUGAAUUCCUGGCUACAAGAAACACAUCGGAAAGUAGGCAAAGAGGACACGACAGUUCAACCGUCGCAUCCGACGAUGUCCACCGUAUGCUCCACAGCAGGGUGGGAGCAGGGACGGUGACUUACGCAGGAUUUAUAGUGAGAGUAGACCUGCGCUGCAUCUACCGCACUCUCUCCUCCUUCCCCACCUGAGGCCGGCGUCAAGACAGAGUCAAGAAGACCGGAGAUGGGGGGACAACGCUCAUCAAAACAACGCUCAUCAGAAGAGACUUAUUUGGUCUCUGACCCUUCCAACAGCAAAUUCGUCUUUUCUUCAUAGGUGGCAGGUAGGUCGGAGUGGUGGCGCACAACCAAGUAAGCAGGGGGUAAGUGAAUUUGGCGAUUAACUGAGCGAGUUUCUGACAGUUACACAUCUGACUCAGUGGCUAUUGUCUUUGUCCACGACCUCGAAUGCAUCUAGGUUGCAAUCGCGGCCAACUUUGGCGACAAGGAUCCCACCUGCGACUUUGAGUGUGACCCCUGAAGCUCCAGCUGGUGCCUGAGCUUCAGCUGUGGGCCGGUUUGCCAAACUUCCUCGGGUAACUAUCGGGAGAUGGCCCCAAAAAAUCCGCCCAACCAAAGCAGCCUGUCUUACGGGCCUACGGCUAUCGUUUCACAACUGUCCAUAUGUAUGGGGCCAUAGAUUGAGCCGCAUACCUACAACCGAAGGAACUACUUGCUUUCUUCAUAGCUCGUUUGCAUCUGUUUGGUGAAGGGGAUUUCAUGCGUCUUUGCGAUAGGAACAAUCGGGCUCCCAGACUCCAUUCGGUAAGUAGUUCCAUCGAAAACGAGAAUGCGGAAGAAGGUGGUUCGGGCCAACGAGAGAUAAAACACUCAGUGCGUGACGAAUGACUAAUCCACAGUCGGCACUGGCAGCAUACACGAUCAGUCUGGAGACACCUUGGACUCGCGGACUGUGCAUUGGCUUCGCAUGUCUUCGACUACGGACAAGCGAACCUGCCGUUUGCCAGGCCAUCUGCUAAUCACAUCCUAUUUUACUGAUCCACUGCGAAUGGGAUAUGCGUCAAUGCUUUAAAGCACAUUCCGGUUUUCCCCCUGUGCAUUUUUCAUUUCAGUUGUACCCAUCCCCCUAUCCUUACAGCUGGCAGAACUCGAUUCGUCAUGCGCUCUCCUUCAAUGACUGUUUCACCCGGGUUCCACGACCCUCCGGAGAGACCGGCAAAGGCUCCUACUGGACCCUUCAUUCAGGUGCCCUGAGCAUGUUUGAGAACGGUUCCUCAAUUCGACGCAAUCGGAAGUUUGUGGACGAGAGUCGUGUACGUAGGACGUCCGGUGCCGGAGUAUUACGCAGUUCUGCCGGUGGGAAGGCUCCGACUCCCGUAGCCGAGGGAACUGCGUUUAACGAGUUGGCAGCAAUCUCCAAGGUCGACCUCGAAGACGCGAUUGAAGCCAGUGGACAUACCUUCUCCCGCACAGAGUGGGUGAAUGUUCUUUAA